Merops nubicus (carmine bee-eater) is the source of this 1515-nucleotide messenger RNA. It is a transcript of the gene MITF, whose product is annotated as microphthalmia-associated transcription factor. Lineage: Eukaryota; Metazoa; Chordata; Aves; Coraciiformes; Meropidae. Gene Ontology annotation, biological process: regulation of transcription by RNA polymerase II; melanocyte differentiation. The record is from RefSeq and is a predicted model, not a curated record. The transcript has 11 exons. Gene Ontology annotation, molecular function: DNA-binding transcription factor activity, RNA polymerase II-specific; protein dimerization activity; RNA polymerase II cis-regulatory region sequence-specific DNA binding. Gene Ontology annotation, cellular component: nucleus. Bases 1 to 1515 code for a protein of 504 amino acids.
AUGGAGGCUGUUAGAGUUCAGAUGUUCAUGCCCUGCUCCUUUGACAGCUUCUAUCUGCACAAUUCCGAGCAUCCUGGCGCUUCCAAGCCUCCCUUAAGCUCCUCCAGCAUGACCUCACGAAUCCUGCUACGCCAGCAGCUCAUGCGUGAGCAGAUGCAGGAGCAGGAGCGUCGGGAGCAGCAGCAGAAGCAGCAAGCAGCCCAGUUCAUGCAGCAGCGUGUGCCCGUCAGCCAGACACCUGCCAUCAACGUCAGCGUCCCCACCAGCCUGCCCCCUGCCACCCAGGUGCCCAUGGAGGUCCUCAAGGUGCAGACUCACCUUGAGAAUCCAACCAAGUACCACAUUCAGCAAGCCCAGCGGCAGCAGGUAAAGCAGUACCUCUCUACCACUCUAGCAAACAAACAUGCCAACCAAGCCCUGAGCUUGCCAUGUCCAAACCAGCCCGGUGACCAUGUCAUGCCGCCUGGAACUGGAAGCAGUGCACCCAACAGCCCGAUGGCAAUGCUCACCCUCAACUCCAACUGCGAGAAGGAGGGAUUUUAUAAAUUUGAAGAGCAAAGCAGGGUUGAGAGUGAGUGCCCGGCUCUGAAUACACACUCACGAGCAUCAUGCAUGCAGAUGGAUGAUGUGAUCGAUGACAUAAUUAGUCUGGAGUCAAGUUACAAUGAAGAAAUCCUUGGCCUGAUGGACCCAGCCCUGCAAAUGGCAAAUACGUUACCUGUGUCUGGCAAUUUGAUUGACCUUUAUGGCAACCAAAGCAUGCCUCCUCCAGGACUAAACAUCAGCAACUCAUGUCCAGCUAAUCUUCCUAAUAUAAAAAGGGAGCUCACAGAGUCAGAAGCGAGAGCCUUGGCUAAGGAGAGGCAGAAGAAAGACAAUCACAACUUGAUUGAACGAAGAAGAAGAUUUAAUAUUAAUGACCGUAUAAAAGAACUAGGCACUUUGAUACCCAAGUCAAAUGACCCGGACAUGCGCUGGAACAAGGGGACGAUUCUGAAGGCCUCGGUGGACUACAUCCGUAAGCUGCAGAGGGAGCAGCAACGCACAAAGGAGCUUGAGAACAGGCAGAAGAAGCUGGAACAUGCCAACAGGCACCUGCUGCUCAGAAUACAGGAACUCGAGAUGCAAGCUCGGGCACACGGACUGUCCCUCGUCCCAUCUACAGGCCUUUGCUCCCCUGAUAUGGUCAACAGGGUCAUCAAACAAGAGCCAGUGCUGGACAACUGCAACCAGGACCUCCUGCCGCACCACACAGACCUGUCCUGCACCACCACCCUGGAUCUCACCGACGGCACCAUCACCUUCAGCGACAACCUGGGGAGUGUGACUGAGCCCGCCGGCACCUACAGCGUCCCUGCCAAGCUGGGAUCCAAACUGGAAGACAUCCUGAUGGACGAUACCCUGUCCCCCGUGGGAGUGACUGACCCCCUACUCUCCUCCGUCUCCCCGGGGGCGUCCAAGACGAGUAGCAGGCGGAGCAGCGUGAGCAUGGAGGACACCGACCACGCCUGUUAG